CAGGUUGUUUAAUAACCUUGAACAUAUUUAUAUAUAAUAAUGAUCACAUUUCUUCUGUAAUUUUAUCUAAAUUGUUUACAAGAAUAAAUAUAUUGUUUGAUUUGUUGCUUGACUUCUUAUUUUUACACUAAAAGUUUUCCUCCUCCAUGAAACACAUUUAAUCUGAGGUUUAAAUCAACACCAAUCUGCUGCACCUUCAUCUAAAAACUAUGUAGAAACACAUGAGAUGUGGCGAGUGGCCAGUUAUUAAUGUCGAGAAGGACAAGGAUCUACGUUUCUCUCGGCCUCUUCACAGACAGAUCAUUUUUCUGCUCCUCCUCUAAAGACUUCUGGUCUUUACAUCAGAAAGAGAUGAAAAAAGCUUGCGGUCAGAGCGAGUUGCACUGCCACUUCCCCUCACUCCUGUAGCUGUAAAUGAUUCUGAAGCUCACUGAUAAUUUCCUCCUUGUGAACAGAGAUCAAGUCUCAUCAUGAAGAUCCUCCACAUUCACUUCUAUCUACUUGUGUUCUGUGGAGCUGCUGAAUGUUUCACAGAGAAGUCUGUAGAUUUGGGACAAAAUGUGACUCUAAAGUGUGAAGUAUCAGUAAAUAAUGUGUACUGGUUCCUGAUGAAGGCGUCAGAACCUCCAGUGUUUAUAUUACGCUCUUUCUUCAGUAUUUCCCUGACAGCAGAUUACAGUAACACAACCUUCAACAAGAGAUUCUCACUGCAGUAUAACAGCAGUUUAUUUAUACACAAUAUCAGUACUAAUGAAUUAGGAGUCUAUUAUUGUAUUUAUAUUCAAAAAGGUUCAUCUCCAAACAUCAGCCGUGGAAUCAGACUUUACAUCCAGAGUCACUCAGCUGAGAAUCAGACGUGUAAGACUGAAGUGUGUCAGAAUCAGACACCUGAUAAAGAUGGAAAGAUCAGACUCUGGAGAAAUCUCUUCAUCAUAACAGGACUUGUGAUCGGUGUUGUGAUGGUUGCAGUCACAGUCUCCAUCAUAAUCUGCUGUGGAAAAUCCAGAUCUCCAGACUGUGAUGUGAAGCUUCUGGAAGUCACUGGAACACAGAGCUGGUCAUCAAAUGCAAAAAAUGACAGCAGCUACACUGUGGUGGGGUUUAUUCCAUUUCACCCUUUGAAGUAGCACACACACACACACACACACACACAUCGGUUUUUGCUUUUUUCAUAAGCUGUACUGCGGGGUUGCGGUUCUAGUCUGAAAACUAACACAUCUCACACUUGCUCUCACACACCAAAGAUGGCUGGAGCUUCAAUGCACAUCUUCUCUUCCUGUCUUUGUGCUGUUUAACACCAGGCCAUA
Messenger RNA from Tachysurus vachellii, 1307 nucleotides. RefSeq lists its product as uncharacterized. Gene Ontology annotation, biological process: response to bacterium. The record is from RefSeq and is a predicted model, not a curated record. Lineage: Eukaryota; Metazoa; Chordata; Actinopteri; Siluriformes; Bagridae. The transcript has 5 exons. Bases 471 to 1127 code for a protein of 218 amino acids.